CCGGCCUGUCUUGGACCUUUCAUAAGGCAGGGGAGCCCCAGCCGAGCGGGGACAGCCAGCAGGAAGGGCAGCUUGGCGGGGCCUCAGGAUGGACCCCGUCGAGGACACGCUGCGGCGGCUGCGGGAGGCCUUCGGCUCGGGGCGGACUCGGCCGGCAGAGUUCCGGGCGGCGCAGCUCCAGGGCCUGGGCCGCUUCCUGCAGGACAACCGGCAGCUGCUGCUGGACGCGCUGGCCCAGGACCUGCACAAGUCCAACUUUGAGGCGGAGGUGUCUGAGAUCGCCAUCAGCCAGAGCGAGGUCGACCUGGCCCUCAGGAACCUGCAGACGUGGAUGAAGGACGAGAAGGUGUCCAAGAACCUGGCCACACAGCUGGACUCAGCCUUCAUCCGCAAGGAGCCCUUCGGCCUGGUGCUCAUCGUCGCGCCCUGGAACUACCCGCUGAACCUGACGCUGGUGCCCCUGGUGGGGGCCAUUGCUGCAGGGAACUGUGUGGUCCUGAAGCCCUCCGAGAUCAGCAAGAGCGUUGAGAAGGUCCUGGCCGAGGUGCUGCCCCGCUACCUAGACCAGAGCUGCUUGGCUGUGGCCCUGGGCGGGCCCGCGGAGACCGCGCGGCUGCUGGAGCACAGGUUCGACUACAUCUUCUUCACAGGGAGCCCCCGUGUGGGCAAGAUCGUCAUGGCCGCCGCUGCCAAGCACCUGACACCCGUCACCCUGGAGCUGGGGGGCAAGAACCCGUGCUACGUGGAUGACGACUGUGACCCCCAGACCGUGGCCAACCGCGUCACCUGGUUCCGGUACUUCAACGCUGGCCAGACCUGCGUGGCCCCGGAUUACGUCCUGUGCAGCCCCGAGACCCGCGAGCGCCUGCUGCCUGCCCUGCAGAGCGCCAUCACCCGUUUCUAUGGCGACGACCCCCAGAGCUCCCCCAGCCUGGGCCGCAUCAUCAGCCAGAAGCAUUUCAAGCGGCUCCAGGGACUGCUGGGCUGUGGCCGGGUGGCCAUCGGUGGCCAGAGCGACGAGAGCGAGCUCUACAUCGCGCCCACUGUGCUGGUGGACGUGCAGGAGACGGAGCCCGUGAUGCAGGAGGAGAUCUUUGGGCCCAUCCUGCCCCUGGUGACCGUGAGGAGCCUGGAUGAAGCCAUCGACUUCAUCAACCGGCGGGAGAAGCCCCUGGCCCUGUACGCCUUCUCCAACAGCUCCCAGGUGGUCCAGCGGGUGCUGGCCCAGACGAGCAGCGGGGGCUUCUGCGGGAAUGACGGCUUCAUGCACAUGACCCUGGCCAGCCUGCCUUUCGGAGGAGUGGGUGCCAGCGGGAUGGGUAGGUACCACGGCAAGUUCUCCUUUGACACCUUCUCCCACCAUCGUGCCUGCCUGCUCCGAAGCCCGGGUAUGGAGAAGAUCAACGACCUCCGCUACCCUCCCUACUCACCACGCAAUCUGAGGGUGCUAUUGGUGGCCAUGGAGGAGCGCAGAUGCAGCUGCACACUGCUCUGAGCCCGCAGGUGCUGGGGCACCAGCCUUCCUCCCCUCAUGAAGCAGCCAGAGAUGUGGGCUAGGGCACAAGGAGACGCCCAGGUGACAGAGCAGCUUGCUCAGCCUCACCCUCCGGGGGAUUUCCUUUUCUGACCCUUAGCUGCCCCAUAAUGAGGACAGGCUGAGGAUGGGAGCACAGGAACAGUGCAGAGACCUGCCCCUACCCGCCAUGUCAUCCAUCAUUUCCCGGAAGAAGAGAGCAAACGUGGCACCUCUGAGCCACUUGCCUUCCUGCAGAGGGUGCAGCAGAGAAGCCCUGGCAUGGGGUCCAGGCCACAGCAUGGAAGCUGUGUGAGCAGGUCAUCACUGUCUUCUGUGAGCCUCAGUGUCCCCACCUGCAGUGCUGGUGGAGAUGAUUAAUUGACACCUCUGAAGAUUGUUACAAAGAUUAAAUCCCGAGGCUGACCAUGA
Messenger RNA from Marmota flaviventris (yellow-bellied marmot), 1945 nucleotides. NCBI's taxonomy places the organism in Eukaryota, Metazoa, Chordata, Mammalia, Rodentia, Sciuridae. The record is from RefSeq and is a predicted model, not a curated record.